AUGUCAGUUGAAACCGUACCACGUGAUUUGCGUAACUUACGUGCGUGUCUACUUUGUUCGUUAGUGAAGUCGUUGGAACAGUUCGAAAUGGACGGUUGCGAGAACUGCGAUCGUGUUCUGCAUAUGAAGGGUGAUACAGACAAAGUCUAUGAAUGCACGAGCACAAAUUUCGAUGGAAUGAUUGCUUCUAUGAUGCCCGAGGAGUCAUGGGUUUGCAAGUGGCAGAAAAUCAAUAGGAAAUGCAAGGGUGUUUAUGCGAUAUCUGUAUCUGGAUCUCUACCCCCUUCUGUUGUAUCCGAAUUGAAGACGGUUGGAAUACGAUAUAAACCUGGAAUGCGAGAUACUGCUUCUAAAUAA
Molecule: messenger RNA, 357 nt
Organism: Angiostrongylus costaricensis
Lineage: Eukaryota; Metazoa; Nematoda; Chromadorea; Rhabditida; Metastrongylidae
Source: the annotation of a GenBank genome assembly